GGCUAACGCUAAGGCCUGGUCCUACACCGGCAGCAGCCACCGAGUCCCGUCCCGGCCAAGCAGCCCGCAGCCCGCCCUCCCGCAGGCCGUAGCACCUGGCCGACCAGCCUCGAGUCCCACAGGGAGGAGGCGGCGGGACCCUGGGACGCGGCGGACGGGCAGCCGCAGGCGGCCAUUGAAAGGCCCCGCAGUAGGUGGACCGCAACGAGCUGCGGCCGCGGGCCAUGGGGCCAGGAGGCGAGCGGCACCACGGGGGCCAGGGCCGCGACCGCACCACAAGCCGCAGCUCGCCCUUCUUUGGGGCACGCAGUCAGUUACGGAGCGCGCCUCCGGCGGAGCGCGCCUCCGGCUCCCGAGGAACGGUGGGCAGUCCCGGGGGCGCGCGCACGUCACAACAAAUCGACGUCCGCCCCGCCCCCUAGAGCAGCGAAUGGACUCACCCACAUACGGGGUCUGAGAGCGCCGCGGGUCACGUGACCCGGAGGAAGGGCGGGGCCGGGAGGAAGCCGACGCGCGCACUGUGGACCUGACAAGAUCAAAGCUGCAGGAGGAUGGACAGUGAGGUACAGCGAGAUGGAAGGAUCUUAGACCUGAUUGAUGAUGCCUGGCGGGAAGACAAGCUGCCAUAUGAGGAUGUCGCCAUUCCACUGAGCGAGCUUCCUGAGCCUGAGCAAGACAAUGGUGGCACCACAGAGUCUGUGAAAGAACAGGAGAUGAAGUGGACAGACCUGGCCCUCCAGGGCCUCCACGAGAAUGUCCCACCAGCUGGAAACUGAUUCUGGGCUCCUUCCCAUGGAUGGAGUUUUCAAAAAUAUGUGAAUAAAAAUGUUUCCUGUCUCCAAAUUCAAAUCUCUAGUAAUAAAUCAACACUCAAAAGCA
Messenger RNA from Mastomys coucha (southern multimammate mouse), 879 nucleotides. It is a transcript of the gene Anapc13, whose product is annotated as anaphase promoting complex subunit 13. The record is from RefSeq and is a predicted model, not a curated record. NCBI's taxonomy places the organism in Eukaryota, Metazoa, Chordata, Mammalia, Rodentia, Muridae. The coding region runs from base 552 to 776 and encodes 74 amino acids. Gene Ontology annotation, biological process: protein K11-linked ubiquitination. Gene Ontology annotation, cellular component: anaphase-promoting complex. The transcript is spliced from 3 exons.